Messenger RNA from Anneissia japonica, 2425 nucleotides. Its product is annotated as excitatory amino acid transporter 3-like. The transcript has 7 exons. Gene Ontology annotation, molecular function: glutamate:sodium symporter activity; L-glutamate transmembrane transporter activity; neutral L-amino acid transmembrane transporter activity. Gene Ontology annotation, biological process: L-glutamate transmembrane transport. The record is from RefSeq and is a predicted model, not a curated record. Gene Ontology annotation, cellular component: plasma membrane. Bases 113 to 1651 code for a protein of 512 amino acids. Lineage: Eukaryota; Metazoa; Echinodermata; Crinoidea; Comatulida; Comatulidae.
UAUGUUAUCAUAAGCUCUUUGAAAGUUGAAAGUUAAAGAAGGAAGUUGGUAUCACUAAUUGAAAACCCGACGGUAAAUCCGCAAGUCUAACGCUAUCAGUUUGAGCUUCAAGAUGGAGAAACAAACUGAGAAAAAUGACGUCGUUGAUGGUGAUGAAAGGGAAAGAGACAUCAUUGUCAAAGAAUCUUUCUCAAUCUUCAUUAAGAAGAACCUGUUGAUAAUUCUUCUGCUAACUGCACUGGUGUUAGGAUGUAGCCUCGGGUUCAUAUUAAGACUAGCCACUGACAUCGAAUUCACAGACGACCAGGUUGAAUACAUCCUGUUCCCUGGUGUUCUCUUUCUCAAUAUGUUGAAGGUUUUGAUUAUCCCAUUGAUUGUCUCCAGUCUGAUAUCUGGUAUGGCAAACCUGGACCAACAGGCGUCUGGCAAACUUGGUGCCCGUGCCGUCAUAUACUACUUCUCGACUACCGCGAUCGCCGUUAUUCUUGGCAUCAUUAUGGUGGUUACUAUUCAACCUGGAAAUGUUGCCGACGAUGAAGACAUUGACAGAAUUGGAACUUCAGAACCAGUAGAUACUGCUGAUGCAUUUAUGGAUCUCUUACGAAAUAUUUUCCCGCCAAACAUUGUCGAAGCCUGUUUGAAAACAUACAAGACCCGACAGGUAGAGACGGAUGACAUGGAUAUGGACGAUAUGAACGAAACUGAAGAGGCAGUAAUGUACAAGUCGGUUGGCGGAUUUGAGGACAAGUCUAAUAUCCUCGGCAUCGUCGUGUUCUCCGUCGCUUUCGGAAUCGUUCUUGGAAGGAUGAAGGAAGGUGGCGACCCGUUGAGGGCGUUUUUUAACUCGCUAAAUGAAGCAGUCAUGCAACUUGUGAAGAUUGUGAUCUGGGUGUCACCGAUCGGUAUCUUUUUCCUCAUCAUGGGCAAGAUCAUUGAAAUGGACGACUGGGCGAAGAUGUUCUCCCAGAUCGGCAUGUACAUGGUGACAGUUAUCGCAGGCUUAUCCAUCCAUGGCAUAAUCAUACUUCCAUUGAUAUACUUUGUCUGUGUCCGGAAGAAUCCAUACAGGUUUUUGAGCGGGGUCACUCCAGCCCUUAUGACGGCGUUUGGAACCGCGUCGAGCUCUGCUACGCUACCACUGACCAUCAACUGCUUGGAAGAGCACAACCACGUGGAUAAACGCGUAACGCGUUUCGUACUCCCAAUCGGAGCUACGAUAAACAUGGACGGUACCGCCCUAUACGAAGCAGUUGCUGCGAUUUUCAUUGCCCAGGUGAACGGAAUAGAUUUGGACUUUAAAGAUAUAAUAACUAUCAGUAUAACUGCAACUCUUGCUAGUGUGGGUGCCGCGGGAGUGCCGCAAGCUGGGCUUGUUACCAUGGUGAUCGUACUCAAUGCGGUUGGUCUUCCAGCCGAAGACGUCACAUUGAUCCUUGUAAUUGAUUGGUUCUUGGAUCGUAUUCGAACCACGGUGAACGUUGAGGGCGAUUCUUUUGGCGCGGGAAUAAUUGCGCACUUGUGUCGGAAGGAUUUAGCAUCGGUUGACGCGGCUACUGAUGUUGACAAACUACCCUCCAAGCACGAGUACACAAAUGGAGGCUACGACGAACCAACGUUUAUAAACCUUGAUGAUGAUGAUACUAAAUUCUAAAGUUCCCGGAUGAAGUGACUAACAGCUUUACUCCACACCAACUCUAUGUCGACGCUUAAAUCUAAUUGUGUCGCAUUUUUCCUUGAAAGUAUAAUUUUCGCUAAUCUUACAACUAAGCACACCUAAAUUUCACUACCAAAUGACGUGGUUUUCUUCGCACAGGUCCUUCGGGCCUGAGGCGGUACAGCAAGUCUUCUCAUAACUAGCGCUUUGCUUCCUAAACUGCGGUGGCGGACCUUCCCUUUUAUUUCUACCAAUCCUCUUAUAAGCCUACCUUUGGAGUCCUUAGGAGGUCGGCUUCCUCGCCAGCACCAGAAUCAAUAAACAAUGGCGCAAUAUACAAAUGUUUGUAAUAUACAAUAAGAGGAUAUCAGCAUAUAUAAAUAAAUAUAUAUAUAUAUAUAUAUAUAUAUAAUAUAUAGGCCUAUAUGUAUAUAUAGAAGCUUGGCUCACCACGCCUCCGCAGUCAAGUAGGACGUUUUCCAUGUACACGAAAGGUUCGGGGUUCGAUUCCCGGUGUUUUUUUUUUUUUUAUAAAUUAAUACAGUACUGAUAUACUCGUAAGUAGGCAUUAUACGCAGACUUUGUUAACAAUCAGUUCUAAUAUCUGAUUAAGUGUCGAUAUAUAAUAUAAUUAGUCUCACAAUAUGUGGGGAUAGAUACCUUCUAUUGUGUGGGCUUUGACUUUUAAAGUUGCUUAGAGAACACCUCUUGCAAGUUUCUGUGUGUAUGGGUUAAUAAUAUUUUUUUAAUUGAUGUACAGUUUCUUAAAUA